Leopardus geoffroyi (Geoffroy's cat) is the source of this 2771-nucleotide messenger RNA. RefSeq names its product Jun proto-oncogene, AP-1 transcription factor subunit (gene JUN). The record is from RefSeq and is a predicted model, not a curated record. NCBI's taxonomy places the organism in Eukaryota, Metazoa, Chordata, Mammalia, Carnivora, Felidae. Gene Ontology annotation, cellular component: transcription regulator complex. Gene Ontology annotation, biological process: regulation of cell cycle; regulation of cell population proliferation; regulation of transcription by RNA polymerase II. The transcript has a single exon. The coding region runs from base 1000 to 2004 and encodes 334 amino acids. Gene Ontology annotation, molecular function: transcription factor binding; RNA polymerase II cis-regulatory region sequence-specific DNA binding; DNA-binding transcription factor activity, RNA polymerase II-specific.
UGGUAGCAGAUAAGUGUUGAGCUCGGGCUGGAUAAGGGCUCAGAGUUGCACUGAGUGUGGCUGAAGCAGCGAGGCGGGAGUGGAGGUGCGCGGACUCAGGGAGACGGACAGAUACAGGCAGGCAGGCAAGACGGCAGCAGAGUCCGAGCUGCAAAUCUUAUUUUCUUUUCCAUUUUCUCACCAACUGCCCAGAGCUAGCGCCUGUGGCUCCCGGGCUGGUGUUUUGGGGAGCGUCCGGAGAGCCCCUUCUCCAGCCGCCCCCAGAAGGAGAGCCCCGCUUCCCCGGAGCUGGUGACAGCGCAGAGAGCGGCGACAGUCUGUCCGGGGAAGUCCAGAGAGCCGCUGCAGCGGCAAAGAACUUUCCUGACCAGGGGGACAGGGGACAAGUGGCCCGAGUCCCGGAGCGAACUUUUGCAAAGCUUUCCUGCGCCCGAAGCUGCCGCGGCGGCGAAGACAGGAAGGCGGCGGAGAGAGGAGACCAAGGAGGGACGUGUGCGCUCAGUUUCACUCGCACCGGUUGCUGAACUUGGGCGAGCGCGAGCCGCGGCUGCCCGGCGCCCCCUCCCCCUCGCAGCGGAGGAGGGGACAGUCGUCGGAGUCCGGGCGGCGGACACCCGCUGCCGGCCGGCCACCGCGGGAUCGACGCUGACUGCCGCCGCCGGCAGGGCCGCUGUCGCCGGGAAGCGUGUUCGUCUGCGGGCUCCCAGGGACGGCUGCGCCAAGAGCGCUCCGUGAGCGACCGCGACUUUUCAAAGCCGAGCAGCGCGCGCGAGCUGACAAGUUAAGAGUGCUGGCGGCAUCUGAACCCUGAGCGCCUGGGAGCGAGCCGGUGAGCAGGGCGCAGGGGGGAGGACAGCCGGCGGGUGCGCGCGCCCCUCGAGAAACUUUCCCUGCCCAGGGCCCCGGGAGGGGUGUCCUCCGCUCGCCAGCGCGCUGUUGCGGCCCCGAAACUUCUGCGCGCAGCCCAAACUAACCCCACGUGAAGUGACGGACUGUUCUAUGACUGCAAAGAUGGAAACGACCUUCUACGACGAUGCCCUCAACGCCUCGUUCCUCCAGUCCGAGAGCGGUGCCUACGGCUACAGUAACCCCAAGAUCCUGAAGCAGAGCAUGACCCUGAACCUGGCCGACCCGGUAGGCAGCCUGAAGCCGCACCUCCGGGCCAAGAACUCGGACCUCCUCACCUCGCCCGACGUGGGGCUGCUCAAGCUGGCCUCGCCCGAGCUGGAGCGCCUGAUAAUCCAGUCCAGCAACGGGCACAUCACCACCACGCCGACCCCCACGCAGUUCCUGUGCCCCAAGAACGUGACAGACGAGCAGGAGGGCUUCGCCGAGGGUUUCGUGCGCGCCCUGGCCGAACUGCACAGCCAGAACACGUUGCCCAGCGUCACGUCGGCGGCGCAGCCGGUCAGCGGGGCGGGCAUGGUGGCUCCGGCGGUGGCUUCGGCGGCGGGCGGCAGCGGCAGCGGUGGCUUCAGCGCCAGCCUGCACAGCGAGCCGCCGGUCUACGCCAACCUCAGCAACUUCAACCCGGGCGCUCUGAGCAGCGGCGGUGGGGCGCCCUCCUACGGCGCGGCCGGCCUGGCCUUUCCCGCGCAGCCCCAGCAGCAGCAGCAGCCCCCGCAGCCGCCGCACCACCUGCCCCAGCAGAUCCCCGUGCAGCACCCGCGGCUGCAGGCCCUGAAGGAGGAGCCGCAGACGGUGCCCGAGAUGCCCGGGGAAACGCCGCCCCUGUCCCCCAUCGACAUGGAGUCGCAGGAGAGGAUCAAGGCGGAGAGGAAGCGCAUGAGGAACCGCAUCGCUGCCUCCAAGUGCCGGAAAAGGAAGCUGGAGAGGAUCGCCCGGCUGGAGGAAAAAGUGAAAACCUUGAAAGCGCAGAACUCGGAGCUGGCGUCCACGGCCAAUAUGCUCAGGGAACAGGUGGCACAGCUUAAACAGAAAGUCAUGAACCACGUUAACAGUGGGUGCCAACUCAUGCUAACGCAGCAGUUGCAAACGUUUUGAGGAGAGGCUGUUGGGGGCUGAGGGGCAACAGAGAAAAAAAAAAAAAUUCACCCAGAGAGACAGACUUGAGAACUUGACAAGUUGAGAGAGAAAGAGAGAGAGAAAAGCGUCCAAGGACUAAAGCCAAGGGUAUCCAAGUUGGACUGGGCGGCGUCCUGACGGCGCCCCCAGUGUGCACGAGUGGGAAGGACUUGGCGCGCCCUCCCUUGGCUUGGGGCCAGGGAGCGGCUGCCUGCGGGCUGCCCCGCUUUGCGGAUGGGCUGUCCCCGCGCGAACAGAACGUUAGACUUUUCUUUAACAUUGACCAAGAACUGCAUGGACCUAACAUUCGAUCUCAUUCAGUAUUAAAGGGGGGAGGGGGAGGGGUUACAAACUGCAAUAGAGACUGUAGAUUGCUUCUGUAGUACUCCUUAAGAACACAAAGUAGGGGGGGAGGGGUUGGGGGAGGGGAGGCGGGAGGGAGUUUGUGAGCGCGAGGCUGAGCCUGCAGAUGAACUCUUUCUGGCCUGCCUUCCUUAACUGUGUAUGUACAUAUAUAUAUUUUUUAAUUUGAUGAAAGCUGAUUACUGUCAAUAAACAGCUUCAUGCCUUUGUAAGUUAUUUCAUGUUUGUUUGUUUGGGUGUCCUGCCCAGUGUUGUUUGUAAAUAAGAGAUUUGGAGCACUCUGAGUUUACCAUUUGUAAUAAAGUAUAUAAUUUUUUUAUGUUUUGUUCCUGAAAAUUCCAGAAAGGAUAUUUAAGAAAAUACAAUAAAAUAUUGAAAAAGUA